AUCUAUGCCUAUGCUCGUGAGAAGGCUCCUCAGCUUGCUGUGUUCAAAGAAGACUGGGCGACCCAUGCUACGAUCCAGCAGUUCACCAAGAAUAGGAAGUACAACAACUGCAUCAAGAAGGAAGAGAUUGCUGCAGAGAAGGCUAGGCUGGAGAACACACUGGCAGAGGGGGAGGAGGGGGAGGGGGAGGAGGAGGAGGAGGAGGGGGAGCAUGCUGAUGAGCUUUAG
Molecule: messenger RNA, 228 nt
Organism: Dacryopinax primogenitus
Lineage: Eukaryota; Fungi; Basidiomycota; Dacrymycetes; Dacrymycetales; Dacrymycetaceae
Exons: 2
Source: RefSeq, a predicted model, not a curated record